This is a messenger RNA of Cladophialophora psammophila CBS 110553, 2100 nucleotides long. RefSeq lists its product as uncharacterized. Gene Ontology annotation, molecular function: DNA-binding transcription factor activity, RNA polymerase II-specific; sequence-specific DNA binding; zinc ion binding. The record is from RefSeq and is a predicted model, not a curated record. The coding region runs from base 1 to 2100 and encodes 699 amino acids. Gene Ontology annotation, biological process: positive regulation of transcription by RNA polymerase II; DNA-templated transcription. The transcript has 2 exons. Lineage: Eukaryota; Fungi; Ascomycota; Eurotiomycetes; Chaetothyriales; Herpotrichiellaceae.
AUGCCAAAUACACCGAACAUUGCCGCCUGUAGACGCAGCGUGCUGUCGUGCGUCAGGUGUCGGAAGAGGAAAUCCAAGUGCGACAGACGGCUACCGGCAUGUUCCCAGUGCGUCGCUGUGGGCGCAGAAUGCAGGGGCUUCAACUCAGCCCGCGGCGCUGCUAUUCCGCGAAGUAUCGUACACCAUCUCGAGAACGAGAUUGCCAGCCUUGAGUUGAAAUUAGCAGAACUGGGCUGCGACGAGUUCGAAAUCCAGGAAGAGAUCGAUCACAACGAGCCUUCAAACACAAACCCUCCUGUCCUCGCUACGGCUGCUGUGAUCGAUGAGCCACCGCAGAUCUCCUCCUUGGAGGCGGAGAUCAGAGAGCAAUGCGUCGCGGUCGAGCAUGCGAGGAGUAGUCCCGCUCUGAAUACAGCCUUGCACCAUCGGAGAACAUCGAGCACCCGAGACGCGACCAAGGAGCGGGUGAUCGCCAGCGCCGAAAUCCAGUCGAUGAUCAAUGCGACCUUGCCAGUCGGUCCGUCGCUGACAGACGUUGUACGGCGAGUCCGGAUGGGACUCACGCCGUCGCUAGUGCUCUCACCUGAAGCGAAAGAGCAGGCCCAAAGCAAGACACCGGCCCAGAAUCGCAAUAGCGAACCUGAGGUCGAUAUGUCGAUCUUGGCAAGCCUGCCAUCUCACGUCGUCCACACGUUGGUCAAGAAGUACGUGCAGCGCAUGCUCCCCGUCCAACCGUUUCUGUACGAGCCGACGAUAUGGGAACAGCUCGACCGCGUGCUCUUGAAGAUUCCACGAGCUGAAGGAAGAGAGACUUGCCCACAGACGGUAAGACUGGACUACGACUUCCUUGUCAUCUACCUGAUUCUCUCCGUGUCUACAACCUUGGGCAGUGCAAAGGUAGGGCAAGGCGCGCGGUGCAUGGCCUUCUCUGAAGCGCUCUUCAAGGAAGGGAUUCGUCACCUCUCGCAGAAUGCGGCGUAUCCUUCAGACAUGGCUUGGAUCCAAGUCACGUUGCUGAUUCUGCAGUACGCAUCCAUUAAUCCAAAGCUGGGAAAUGUGUGGAUCCUCAGUGGGUUCGCCAUGCGCAAUUGUCUCGAGCUGGGUCUGCAUCGCGAAGUGUCGGAGAGUAUGGGUUUGGACCCCCUGACUAUCGAUUUACGCAGACGUAUCUUUUGGGCCGCAUACUGUAUGGAUCGCUCCAUUUGUGCGGCGCUCCAGAGGCCCCUGUCCAUUCCGGACCCGGCAAUCGACACGAGCGUCAUGUCGGUGCUCGAAGAUCGGUGCAUCACUUCACAUGGACUCGAUCACCAGGGACAAGCAACCAAGAAAUUGGCUAUCCGCUGGAUCGAAUAUAGACGAGUGCAAUCCACCAUCAUCGAAGUCCACUUCCAAGGCCGGCAGCUGGACCCUCAACAGACAUGGCAGGAGUGGCUGGCGAUAACAGAGCGACGAUUGUGGGAAUGGUAUCAUUCUGAUCUCCCGCACGACGGAUGGACCGAGUUUGCGUUGAUGCACGGCCUGGUAAUGUUGCACAGACCUUCAUCUCGCGUGCCCUUACCAUCUUCCACGAGCAUGUCCACGGCUUUCGAGGCCGCAUGCUCGUCGGCCAAGAGCUGUCGCGGGCAGAUCCUGUCGGGGUAUUUCCCGCAGCCAUGGCUUGCGGCUCAUCACACCUUCGAAAUGGCCCUGGUGGUGCUGUUCUGUUUACGACACAACUUCGAGGCGAUCGCGCUGCAAUUCAGCCCCAACGAGAUCUUUGAGAUGACAAAGCUCUUCACUUCGAACCUACUGACCAUCUCGAGCCAAGGCUGGACCGAAGUCUUGGAGUAUGCGGCCAUCUACGAGAGACUGCUGGGUCCACUACUCGAUGCCAUUUUCACGCGGUCUAGACCCGUCUCGACGGCACAUACCCAAGAACAGGAGGCGGAAUUGGCGAGGCUGCUGUACCCUAGUCCCGCACAUCCCCAGGAGCUACGGUUCGUGGAUAUAGGCGAUGCCGGCAGCCCGGAGGAUCUGUUCUCGUUCGAUGCCAGGAUUUUCGACUGGGAUGACGACCUGCUUGCUAAUGGCGCGGCUUCGUUCCCGUCAUUGGCAUCCUAG